Messenger RNA from Fonsecaea erecta, 690 nucleotides. RefSeq lists its product as hypothetical. The record is from RefSeq and is a predicted model, not a curated record. Lineage: Eukaryota; Fungi; Ascomycota; Eurotiomycetes; Chaetothyriales; Herpotrichiellaceae. The transcript is spliced from 2 exons. The coding region runs from base 1 to 690 and encodes 229 amino acids.
AUGGCUUCAAUGGAGUGUGACAUGGCGAUCUCGAAGAUCGAAGAGAGAGACUACGAUCUUCUCUACGGGCACGAGGAAUACGAACCACCGUCAUCGGCGUUGCUGGCACAAACCACGUUCCUUUCCGUAUCCUUCCAACUGGACCCGGACUUGUUCGUCGACUUCGCCGGCAUCCAAGAGCACCUCGAUCACGUUCGCGUCCUCACCGACCUCGUCCGCGCGGCGCACACGACCAUCGACCAACACGACGCCCGAGUCCAGCACGAACUGACCAGGCUCUGGAGUGACAACCCCGACAUCCGCAAGCGUGGCCUCCGCGGCGGUACGGCACGCAAGCAACGCAGGGUCACCGGCAAGUACGUGCGCAUCACCACCGUGAUGGACCGCGACUUCGCCGAGCGCCGACUGGAGGUGGAGAGGAUCGACUACCUGGGCCGCAACCGCGCCGCGGGCCUCCGGGCGUUGAGGAAGAUGUUUGAAGAGGCCUUUUGCUUUCUCCGCGACCAGCAACGCCAGUGUGAGGAUAUUCUUCGGUGUGGCGAUAUCUUGAUGUACGGGGUCACGACGCCGACGGUGCUCUCGCACCUGGGCAUGGUGGACGAGGUUCUGUCGGCAGAGAACUUUGCGCACAUCGACGACAUUAAGGACAUGUUGGACAGUUUCAAUGAAGAGUACGACGAAACCUUGUGA